Drosophila obscura is the source of this 2916-nucleotide messenger RNA. RefSeq names its product RING finger protein 10. The transcript has 4 exons. Gene Ontology annotation, molecular function: metal ion binding; transcription cis-regulatory region binding. The coding region runs from base 594 to 2735 and encodes 713 amino acids. Gene Ontology annotation, biological process: positive regulation of transcription by RNA polymerase II. NCBI's taxonomy places the organism in Eukaryota, Metazoa, Arthropoda, Insecta, Diptera, Drosophilidae. The record is from RefSeq and is a predicted model, not a curated record.
ACAACAUCCCUGCGGAUGCUGCUGCUUUUUUUCAGACCAAAGGUUUUUUGGUUUUUCUAUCAAAAUUGAUUAAAAAACAACAAAAACUAGAUCCCCAUCCAAUUGUGGCCGUAUAGUGUAAAGGUGCAUUAAUUUGCCAGUGAAAUAGAAAGUGAAUUAAAUUCUCAGCUCAGCAAAAGCAGUCGAAAUCGUCACACCUCACCGUUUCGUCUGCACACCCACCAAUACCAAUAUAAUACCCAAGGCAAAAAACUAAUACAACUGCAAAGAUAGCCAACAAAUACAAAUAAACUAAUCGAAACGAUCGAAAGUCUACGUCUGCGAGUGCCAAGGUACUUUUAAGUACUUUUAAUUCAACUUACGCUCUGUGCUCUACGUGAAAGUAGCAUACAAUUUGGAAAUAUUACGCAAGUACUAUUUCUGGUUAUAUCUGUUGGAUAAUCAUGGCUCAGUAAACAUGAAUCCUCAACAAGAAUAUUUUGCCCAACGCACUCCGUGUGGAGACAAAAGCAAGACGCAAUUUUCUGCCGAUUGGCAGGUAUCUAAUACUAUCGCCCCCACUCCCCCCAAUUCCUCUUACUUCUACGAGCAAAAUGGACAGCAACAAGAAGCAACAACAUGCCAGAGCGAGCAAAUCGUCUGGUGAGACCCAACGCAAGUCCAGUGAAUUGCAUGCCAACAACAAACAGCGCAAUAGCCGCAGACGUGAGCAGCUUCCGACGCCGCGCAACGAACAGCAACAGCAGCCGAGGAACCCCAAACAGCAGCAACAACAACAGCAACCUGCUAAACUUCGUCCCAAUGUGGACAAGCGUCCAAGGGCGCGAGGCAGCGGUGGUGGCGGCGGUGGUAGUGCUGCUGGCUACUAUGGCCCUACCGAUGGAGCUUACGAUGGCCCUGAAUCCGGGCAUCAAGACGGGGCUUACGGCGGCACCGGACUAGCAGCCACCAGUGGCGGCUACCCGCGUAGCGACUUUGACUAUGAACUAAACUCUGUGUAUGCGCAGGGCAGCAAGAAGCAGAACCUGAACCAUCUGCUCAACUUCCAUUGUGUGCCGCGCGAUGCGUCGGACACUGGAAAUGGCCAUGGACGCGGCGUUGGUCAUUAUCAUCAUCACAAUGCUGGGCGCAAGCCUCGCUACAACAAGGAGCAGUUCCUGCAGGCCAACUUUCAGUUUGUCAUUCGCACGGGGGCCAAGGCCCAGGUGAAUGGCUCGCCGGACACUUUGAUCGACUGGAACUUCAUUGAGCAAAUCAACAUCCAGACCACGGAGGAACCGCAAUGCCCCAUCUGUCUGUAUCCCCCGGUGGCUGCCAAGCUGACGCGCUGCGGCCAUGCCUACUGCUGGCCCUGCCUCUUGCACUAUCUCUCGCUGAGCGACAAGACCUGGCGUAAAUGCCCCAUCUGCUACGAUGCCAUCCACGCUGGAGAUCUGAAGAGCUGCACCAUUGAGCAGCAGCAUGCCAUGAAUGUGGGAGAUAGCAUAACCUUCCAGCUAAUGCGACGUCGCAAGGGCUGCAUGUACAUCGAGCGUCACGGCGUAGGGGAGUUCGGCGAACGAUUCCCCCUGCUCAGUGCUGGGGACGAGGCCAAGCGAUACUCAAAGUUUCUGAUCGCCAAGCGUGCGGAUGUGGCGGACAUCAUUGAAAGAGAGCGACGCGAACUAUUGGCUGAGUCGGAUGUAUCCUGUCCGGAGGAUAUAUUCACACAGCAGGCACUCGUAAUGCUGAACGAGCGCCUCGAGAAGCUGGGCCUCAAGGAGGAUGAGGAGUCGCCGCUGGAGGAGCAGCCACCACCACCACCCGAAACGCUCAGUCUGGAUAAUGAAACCAAAAUUGAUAUUGAGAAAUCGGACGAUGCCUCCAUCUCAUCGGGCGAGGCUUCCAGCAGCAUUGCCAGCGCCCACAGCGGCAGCAAAUACUAUUAUUUCUACCAGUCGAACGAUGGACAAAACAUCUACUUGCAUCCCCUGAAUGUUAAGAUGCUGCAGGCCUGCUACGGCACUCUGGAUCUGGGCCCACUACUGAUUGAGUCGCAGAUCCUGCAGAAGGAGCAGCACUCCAUGGACGAGGAGCAUCGACGGAAGUUCACUUGUUUGGGACACCUGCCCCUCACGUGUCAGUUUGCUGUUGUGGAAGUGGAACUUCAACCUCCAGUCGUCUCUGGGGGAAUACUCAAGUUGUUUAAGGAGGAUAUUUUGCAUCGCAAGAAGGAGCGGCAGCGUCGCGAUCGCGAGGAACGCAAGCGGGAGCAGCACAUUAAUGAGAUCAACGACCGUCAAAUGGGCAAACUGAUUGCCAGUGCAGCAAACCUGAAUCUUGAGUCCUCCCACGAGUUUCCCACUUGUGGCUUUGAAGAGGCCUUGCCAGCGCCCAGCGGCGUAACGCCAAUAAUCAUCAGGCAGGAGAGCAGUGCAGCCAGCCCCAAGCAGGAACUGUGGCCCACCAUCGGCAGCGGCUCACCAGUCAGCAGCAGCGGUGGCGGCGCUAUGGGAUCUGUGGGUGCCUGGGGACGCUCGGCUCCUCCUCCGGCACCAAGGGCCAUACCAUCGGCUAUGUCACGCGAUGAAGACCAUGACCAGCGCUCGGUGGGCCAUUGGGGUCUGGGUGAGCUGCUUGUCGGUGCUUUGGAUCAACAAAAGCAGCAGCAGCCGCGAAGUGGCAAGCCCCACAAAAAGGCCAAGGCCAAGAAAAUGGUUCCACUCUUUGCCAUGGGCAUAAACAGAGCUCCAUAAAAGAAGUUAAAAUACGCGAAAUUAAUGUACAACCAUGUACGUUAUUCUGUUAUGAAUACUUGGACGUUAUUUCAAAUCAACGAUGGAUAUUUGAACUUUAAUUUAACCAACAUUUUAUCCAUACUAAGCAUAUGCAUAACCAUAUAAAUUUAAUCCAAUAAAAGCAGCAAGCAUACUCGUA